Messenger RNA from Volvox carteri f. nagariensis, 2297 nucleotides. RefSeq lists its product as uncharacterized. NCBI's taxonomy places the organism in Eukaryota, Viridiplantae, Chlorophyta, Chlorophyceae, Chlamydomonadales, Volvocaceae. The transcript has 11 exons. Gene Ontology annotation, biological process: tRNA modification. Gene Ontology annotation, molecular function: aspartic acid methylthiotransferase activity; 4 iron, 4 sulfur cluster binding. The record is from RefSeq and is a predicted model, not a curated record. Bases 69 to 1658 code for a protein of 529 amino acids. Gene Ontology annotation, cellular component: cytosol; cytoplasm.
AGCAAAGCAUCGACAUUCGUUUCCGCCCUAUUUAAAACAUAUUUUUCGGCUAUAUUAGAGUUGCAGAUAUGCAAUUUGCUUUUCGUGGGAUACCGUCGCAGCUCGCUGUGCCACAGAGGCGGCCGACUCGAUGCUGCGCGGCGGGCGUAGAGGUACCAGCACCAACAGGCGAUAAGCGUCAGCAACCGCUCGGCAAAAAAGUCUCCCUCGUUUCUUUAGGCUGCCCGAAGAAUGUUGUUGACGGUGAGGUGCUGCUGGGUGACCUCACUCGCGCGGGUUUCUCCGUCACUGAUGACCACGAGCAGUCCGACGCCAUCAUCGUCAACACGUGUGCCUUCGUGGAGGAUGCCAAGAGCGAGUCUCUGGAGGCUAUUGUCGAGGCCGCCUCCCUAAACGAGGACGGCAAGCGGCGCAAGGUGGUCAUCACCGGCUGUCUGGCGCAGCGGUACUCGGAUCAGCUAGCUAGCGAUCUUCCGGAGGCGGAUCUGGUGGUGGGUUUCCAGAAGUACGGCAACCUGGCGGCCUCCCUGCAGCGGAGCAUGGGGCUGGAGCCAACGCGGGAGGCACUGGAGCUGGCGACGGCGGCGGAGGCGCAGCAGCAGUCGCAGGAGGAGGGCGUGACGUCAGCGGAUGCGGGGGCACGCGGCGAGGUGGCGGAGGCGGGCACGUCGGGACAGCGGGUGCAGGUGGGAGCCUCCACUGUUCCCUUCCGCCCCGAAUGGGACCGCUACCGACUGACCCCCCGGCACAGCGCCUAUCUGCGGGUGGCGGAGGGGUGCAACCACGCAUGCACGUUUUGCGCCAUCCCGGGAUUCAGGGGCAAGUUCCGGAGCAAGCCCUGGCAGGCCGUGUUGGAUGAGGCGAGGCACCUGGUGGCCAACGGAGUGAAGGAGCUCAACCUGAUUGCGGAGGAUACAAACCAGUACGGCAUGGAUAGGCGUGACGGUCGAGAUCUGGCGCAACUGCUUCGGGAGCUGUCGCAGUUGGAGGGCCUGCACUGGAUCCGGAUCCUAUAUGCCUACCCGUCGUAUUUCAACGACGCGCUGAUUGACGAAAUUGCAACCAACCCCAAGGCGCGUGUGUGCAAGUACCUGGACAUGCCCCUGCAGCACAUCUCCAACCUGACCCUCCUGGCCAUGAACCGGCCACCCCGGGAGCACACCCUCAAGCUGCUGACCACACUGCGCACCCGCAUACCCUCCCUGGCGCUGAGGACCACCUUCAUAUCGGGAUUCCCCGGGGAGACGGACCAGCAGCACCGGGAGCUGGUGGAAUUUGUGAAGACGUUCAAGUUCGAGCGGAUGGGUUGUUUCGCGUUCAGCGAGGAGGACGGCACUCCGGCCGCCUCGCUGCCUGACCAGGUGCCCCAGCGGGUGCGGGAGAGGCGGCGGGACGAGCUGAUCAGCCUGCAGCAGCGCAUCGGGGAGGAGUGGGCGGAAGGGCUGGUGGGCCGAGAAGUGGAGGUGCUGGUGGAGGGCUACAACGAUGACGACUGGCUGAUCGGUCGUACUCAGUGGGAUGCCCCUGACGUGGACCCGCUGGUGUUCUUGACGGACUCGGAGGACCCCCAUGUGGCCAAACUGGAGGCUGGCCAAAUACGGCGCUGCGUGAUCACUUCCAACUCGCUUUUUGAUCUGGAGGCGACGCCCAUCGUAUGACGAGGGCUACAUAUCCCACAUGUGACCCAUACGUCGGUUUCUAUGUAAAGCUUGGUCCGAGUAUGUGCAUUGACGUGGCAUGGCUGAUGUGAGCUGAGGGGAUGGAGGCCGGUGGUGGCGUUUUGCGCGGCAGUGCCCUGGGAAGAGGUGCGGACAAGAGAUGUGCGGAGAACGAGGAUGGCAGCGUGCUAGAGGUAGAGGGAAGGGACAGCGAUCACAGGGGCUUAUGUGUGUGUCCUGAUUUGGCUUAAGGGAUGGCAGCUGCUGAGUUGCUAAAACGCGGUGUGCCUCUGUUGCGAAACUGAAGUACGGCGUGUCGGCGUGUCGAGGGGCACGGAGCGCUGCGAGGGGAAUGUAUGCUAAUGGUUGUGGAGCAUACAGUGCUCUUCUCAUUGGCCGAAAUACUGGAGCUGUAAGUUUGAUACAGGUAUAGCUUGAGGCGGGCGAUGAUGUGUGUAAGGAGGCGUAGGAACGCAUGGAGGAGGAUGCAUGCACGUGUUGGGGUCCCCUGCUGGCCUUCCAUCUAUGCAUCCGUCCUCUGCUGGCACGAACCGCGCGUGAUGAACCGUGAAACCUGAAAUUAUACGAGUGUAUUGCGUAGAGAGGAACGAGCAGGUGUGUUUAAACGAACGUAAACGG